AUGGAUGUCGAGGUCGCUCUCUUGGGCCCACGGAGCCCCUCAUCUCCCUCCCGACCACGACGGGCGCCCCUGGUGGAAUUGGUGCUCGAGCUUCAGGAGGAGUUGCGCGCUUACCUCUUCUUGUUCAUGGAGGUGACCUGCCUUGGGCAGGCGGCACCCUCGUGCUCCCAGCUUCGCAAUGGCUUGUGGGCUGAUGCGGCUUUCUGGAAGGCAUAUGCCGGCGUCUGCUUGAAAGAGCAUUGGCGAGAAGGCAACGCUGCGGUUUUAAGGGAGCGGUUUCGGGUCUGGCUCUUCCACCUCGAGGGAGAUUGGGAGAAGGAUUUUGCGGAGGUCAUCGAGCAGGACGGCCGCUCUGAGUUCGGAGCCAACUUUCUGCAGUUGCUUGAGGAUGCCAGGUACAUCGCGUCCGGCCUGAUGCCUACGGACAAAGGGCCCCGGGUCGAUGAGUUCGCGAAGCUGGUGUGCUCGCUUUUGAAACAGUACAACCCCAAGCAGCUUGACGAGAGAUGGGCGGCAGAAAGCUUUCUCUCGAAGGUUGAACAACGAAAUGAUGUUUUCGCCGACGACCAGGUCUCUCAAGUAGCCAGCGCUUUUGCGGAGUCUCUUGAGAGGUCCAUGCUGGAGCAGCAUUUGGAGGGUGCGGAUGAAGCCCAUUGGACGGAGCCACUGCCCGAGGGGGCGUGGCAGACGUGGGAGCUUGAAGAAGAGGAUCCAUCUGAGGAGAGCUUCCCGGGCAUGCACACAGAUUUUGGAGAUUGGUCUCCGCCUGCGGAUUGGUCUCCGCCUGCGGCCGCGGAGGAGUCGGAAACGGAUCAGCUGAUGGCUCGACACCGUCCUCUUUCCAACAUGUCGCGCCAUGACCUGACCGCUUACUUCGACUGCGCCUGCCUGCGCGGACUUCUCGCUUGGAGCUGCAGAAGACCUGCGAGCGGGCCUGGCAUCAUCUUCAGCGGGACGGGCUCCUCUUGUGCUCAGCCAAUGCUCCGGUGUGCCAUUGGAGGGGAGGGUGGAGUUCCAGGCUGCCAGUCCUGUGCAGUGGCCCUGCGUUACGGUCGGGGAAACCCAAACUGGAGGAACAAUGUUGGGCUGAUUGUCAGAUGGGUGCAGUCAGAUGGUAAAGUGAAGCACGUGCAGAUCGACUGUGGUAAGACCUACCGUGAUUCCGUGUUGACGGUGUACAAAGAGCACAAGGUCUUGUCGUUGGAUGCAGUGUUUUUGACACAUGACCAUGCUGACGCAAUUCUCGGCCUGGAUGACCUGCGACAGCUCCAGCCCUUUGACCCCGGGACGCGUCGAGUGCUGGGCCCACCCAUGCGCUGCUUCUGUGACCGCCGCACGCUGCAGCACUGCCGACGUGCGUUUCCGUACCUGUUUCCCAGUACGGGGAAGGUGCGACUUAUGCAGGCUUUUUGCCAGUGCAACAGCGACUGCGAUGGCGACUGCAAGCCGGACAUGCCGGACCAGAGCAUUAGCCCCAACUCCCCCGAAAAGGUAACGCGGUUUGUCGCCAGCAUGGAAUGGAAGGAGAUUCCAGAGGAUACCUCCCCGUUCUACGUGGAUGGCUUUCCAUUUCACGCGCUGCCGGUCCUGCAUGGUGCGGACUACACCUGCUUUGGCUACGGUUUUGGUUCCCACGGUUCCAGAGUGGUCUACAUAUCUGACUACACGGCCCUCUUGCCAAAGACGGAAGCCCUGCUGGAACGCUGGAGCAGCAAGCCGGACAAGAUCUCCAUCUUGAUUCUCGACGUCCUCUUCCCAGAUGCCACCAAAAGCACGGUGCAUGCGAACCUGGAGGAGAGCCUCGACUUGGUGCGGCGCUUUCGGCCGGAGAAGGCCUUCUUCGUCGGUGUUGGCCACUAUUGCCGCUCGUCAUUUACGUAG
Symbiodinium sp. CCMP2592 is the source of this 1881-nucleotide messenger RNA. The record is from the annotation of a GenBank genome assembly. Lineage: Eukaryota; Dinophyceae; Suessiales; Symbiodiniaceae.